Messenger RNA from Closterium sp. NIES-65, 342 nucleotides. The record is from the annotation of a GenBank genome assembly. NCBI's taxonomy places the organism in Eukaryota, Viridiplantae, Streptophyta, Zygnematophyceae, Desmidiales, Closteriaceae.
AUGCCUGAACGCAAUAGGGCUCCUGUGCCACCCACCUGUGCCACCCACCUGUGCCACCCACCUGUGCCACCCACCUGUGCCGCCCACCUGUGCCACCCACCUGUGCCACCCACCUGUGCCACCCACCUGUGCCGCCCACCUGUGUCACCCACCUGUGCCACCCACCUGUGCCACCCACCUGCAGUGAUUCGAAGAGGAGAGGCGCUGGCAGCGCUGGGGCGGGUGAGGGAGGCCCUGGAGGUAUAUGAGAGGCUGGCCGACACAGACGCUGAAUUCAGGCGCUCCAAACAGUUCCUGCGGAAAGUGAAGGAGCUGGAGAAAAGGAUGGAGAGAGCAGCAUGA